Messenger RNA from Bactrocera neohumeralis, 945 nucleotides. Its product is annotated as BTB/POZ domain-containing protein 9. The transcript has a single exon. NCBI's taxonomy places the organism in Eukaryota, Metazoa, Arthropoda, Insecta, Diptera, Tephritidae. Gene Ontology annotation, molecular function: protein binding. Gene Ontology annotation, cellular component: P-body; cytosol. The record is from RefSeq and is a predicted model, not a curated record. The annotation marks the transcript as partial. Gene Ontology annotation, biological process: neurogenesis.
UCUGUUUUUUUAUUAAAUAUUGUAGAUAAUUUAUCUUAUUUUUUCCACUUCCAGAUGAACUCAAUAUUCUUGCCGAGCUACUCACAACCGGUGUCGACACCGCAGACCAAAUCCGUACAGCUGGCUCAUCAGCUUAUGGACAACGCCGCCAUGGCGGCACAAUUUAGUCGACGCUUCGAACAACUCUUGCGCUCUGAGAAAUUCUAUGAUUGUGUUUUUCACAUUGCCGGCGCCCAAUUGAAGUGCCACAAAUUGAUAUUGUCCACGGCGAGUCCAGUUUUCGAAGCCAUGUUUUAUGGACCGCUACGCGAACAACAACAAGAAAUCGAAAUUUUGGAUAUUAGCGCCGAGACUUUUCAGAUGCUUUUAAAUUACAUAUACGCCGGUGUCAUAGACUUUGAGUCACUCACGCUGGAGGACGCUAUCGAGCUAUACUAUUGCGCUGAGAAAUAUUUAAUCACAGAUUUGACCAACAGUUGUCUGGUGGCGAUAGCGCGCAAGUUACGCUACAACAAUAUAUUACCCGCGCUGGAACUUUGUGUCUGCAUGGAUCUGCGCGAUUUGCUAGACGUCUGCAUGUCGUUCUUUACACGCUGCUGCAUCAAUAAUCCACAAUACAUGACCUCACAUAAGAAUCACUAUGUGCAUGUAUCCAAGGAUUGCAUUAAGGCGAUCAUAGCGGCUAAUAAGAGUGAGAAGACCAGUAAACAGUUGUUGUGGUUCGUCUAUGAGUGGUGUCAGCAGGAAUGUCACGAAUUAGGUUUACAACAGGAGGAUUGUGCAUUAAUUAUAAAUGAUCUUCAAUUGCCCGUAAGCGGUGUUGAGUGUGAAGAUCAUGCGCUCCAGUCGUCACAACAGCCAAAACAGCAAUGCCAUGCGAUUGAACGCAGCUAUUUCAAGGCAUGUCGUCCGUUUAUUGUCGAUCAGGACACACACGUUUGAAAA